GCUAAACAUGCUGUGCUCAUUUCUAGAAAUCCAAAAGGUUUAAAAAUGUCUUUUGUUGUUGUUUUUGUUGUGGUAAACCAUCUUUACUCCAUGAUCUCUGAAUAAUUCACAUCACUUUGAUCAGGUUUUCAUCUGAUGGGAUUCGGUGAGCUUGCAGGAUACCAUGGGGCGUAAUGCAGCAUUCCUGCUCUUCUGGGGAAUCUUGAACUCCUACUUUCCUCCGGACUGCUGCCAAACCGACUCUAAUUUUACUACCAGUUCUUCUCCAAAUCUUUACAUGACUGUUUCUCAAAGCACUGCAUCUCAAACAAUGGAGCCCUUAACCAAUGGGAGCAGUUCUUCAGGAAGCGCUAAAACAACUAGCAUGGACACAUCAACGACAUCCGAGACACCUACACUGACUCCGAGUCAUGAGGAUGAAAAUGAACCCAUUACAUCCACUGAUGACCAAACCUCACACAUAUCCAAUUCUUGGACCACUGGAACAUUAACUGGUACCCAAAAACCUGAGCCAACAACUGAAACCUCAACCAACAGAGAGCAGACGGCAUUUUCUGAAUCAACAAUUACAGCGAUUUCCCCUACAACAACUCCCGACUCGAGUUCAUCCAUCUUCACAACAAGCUCAGAACCAAACCAGCUCACUAUCAGAAGUACAACCGAGACUUACUCCACCAUUCAAGCCACUACACAACCAAUGAACACUUCUGACUCACCAAUAAACUACCAAAGCACUGCAACUCAAACAAUGGAGCCCUUAACCAAUGCCACUUCACAUGGGAUCAGCUCAACAGAAAGCACUACAACAACUAGCACGGACACAUCAAUGACACUGACUCCGAGUCAUGCAAACCAUGAUUCAAUUACCACCACUGUUUCCAAUACACAGAAUGAUGCAGAGCAAACCUCAAACAGCAAUAUGUCUAUUUCUUGGACUGCUGGAGCAUUAAAUGGUACCCAAAAACCUGAGCCAACAACCGAAAGAAGUGUCAUAAAACAGACGGAAUUUUCUGAAUCAACAACAAUGAUUGCACAUACAACAACAACUACAGGCUCUUCAUUUCCAUCCCCUGUUGCGUCCUCUGGAACAUCACACUCCACUACGACGACGACACAACAGCUUGAGUCAUCAGACCACACUCAAGUCUCCAUCACAUCAAAUGAAUCGACAGCAACAACGAUUGCCCCUACACCAACUCCAGACUUGAGUUCAUCCAUCUUCACAACCAGCUCAGAACCAAAUCACUUUGCAACGAGAAGCACAACCGAGUCUUACUCCGCCAUUCCAGCCACUACACAACUGAAGAACACUUCUCUCAGUGACACUUCUGACUCACCAUCAAUCUACCAAUCUACAAAUGAAUUAGAUACUACGUCUUUCAGCCACCUGCAAACACAAAUGUCUCAAACAAUUGCUGCUGCCUCUGCACUUCUUCAGACUACAUCGUCGCAAAUCACACCAACCAAUGCAAAGAUUACAGAGCCUUCUGUUACAACCUCAACUUCCUCCAGCAGAAGUGUCACAGAUCAGACGGCAUUUUCUGAAUACACAAGGACAAUGACUGCAGGAUUUCUGUCCUCUGACGCAUCUUCUGGAACAUCACACUCCACUGCGAACACAUCACAACAGUCACCAGAUCACACUCAAACCUCCAUCACAUCAGAUGAUUUGGAUUCUACGUCUAUCACGGCAGAGCCUUCAUUUACAACCUCAAUGUCAGCUACAAAUACAAAGCAAACUUCCCAAAGUGCAACAGAGCCGACGGAGGAAUCAUUAACAAUUGACCCACCGGAUGACACAACCGAUACUGAAAUAGCAUCGACUAUCAAAACACCUGUGGAAUCGACUACAAAUGCAAUUUCAGCCGUCGACGACACUGCAUCAGCCACAGAAAAUAACACUGAACAUUUAACUGAUGUGUUUUGGUCCUCUUCUGAUAACACAACAUGGAAUGAGUUUACAUUGAUAGACGACUUUAAUAGCACACUGAUAACCUUAAAUGAAACAACAUCUGAGUCAUCUCAAUCAGAAAGUCUGCCAACUGACGGUCAAGAAACUCUGACACCUGUGAUGGAAUCGCAAUCAUCUCAGUCCGCAACAACUGACGCAACUCUAAAUCCAAGUCUGGUUACUUCCUCAGACUCAACAACACUUGUUGAGACCUCAAGACCUGUCAUAGCGGCACAAGUUACAGCUACACCUAAAAUCCCCAACCCAGAGCACUCGCAAACACCUGUAACUGCUUUCACAGCAUCAACAUCUACAACAACACCAACGCCGGGAACAGUUUCAAGACAAGCAAUGACACCUGAUUCAAAGCCCACAUCUAUGAACACGCCCUCAAUGUUUCUGACCACUCAGGAAAAUCAGAAAACGAACACAAACGCCUCCUUAAACCCAUUUUCUCCAGCAUCUCCUCUCACAGCCACAAGCAGUGACCCUAAACCUGUCACCACUCCAUUAGCUGAGGAACACAAAGGCUCAACUGUGGGCAUAUCAAUUCAAACAGCGCUAAACAGGUCUGAUUCAGAAGGCACUACAAUCACAGACACCUGGUCAAACAGCAUAUCUUCAACACCAGCAGGUCUAACAAACCCACCGUUAUCAAGCAACACCAGCAGAGACGGAAACGCAGAUGAUUCUGCAAACUCAGUGAAAAGCACCAUUGUUUUUGUCUUCAACAUUCCCAAAGUACCUGUGUUUAAAAUAAUCACCUUCAAUCACCCACUGGUUAAUCAAGUCACAGUCAUGAACACAGUUUUAAGACCAUGAAACGGUCACAUAAAAUGACUUCAAAGCAAAGUGGGUGAUUUAGAGAGCAUAUAUUUGGCUCCUUGUGUACGUGACAAUUGCGGAAGAGUCAAAAAGAGAAACUUCCAGCUAAAUGCAUCUUAAUGGAGAGAGAUUGGGAAUAUAAGGAAUGUAGAAGCCAAAAUGUUUUUGUGGUUACUUAACAGACAGGAAGGCAAUGUCAAUUAUUUCAACGUCAAGCAGACCAUACUGUAUGACUACAUGCUUUAAAACAAGCCAACAACAACAAAACAAAAAAAUUGAAACCAAAACAAAUGAGACGGGAGAACAGGUGUAAUGUUUUAUGAAGACUAACUUUCAUUUCAACAAUCCAGGUAGGGGCGAACAAUUGACGCGUGAGUCUGUAGCGUAGCUUCUUAAUCAUUUAUUUUCGCAAAACAACAAUCCAUAAGAUCAACAGUUGAACCAUAGCUUCACCGCUAAACAUUAGCACACACAGCCACAUGAACACACGGUCUGAAAAUUGCAUCCGCUUCCCCCCUACUCACCCCACCUACUUCCUUACCUACACUAAAUACACAAUUGCAAUAAUAUAAUAAGAGUCUCAAUUGACAAUUUCAUACCAUUCAAUGCAAAUACUCAAACACAAACAAUAAUGAUCAAACAUAAACUUAAUUAUAUUCAAAUUAGUAAAUCAGUACAAAAUAUGAAAACAGAAAAAGAAAUGGCUCCAACAUUCCGGCCCGUAAUUGUCAACUUGUGACAAUUCUAAUAAUUCAUUCAAAAAAGGAGCCAUGAUUUUUAACAAAAGUAACAACAACAAAAAAAAGAAAGAAAAAAAUUCAAAAAAUUGGCCAAAAGUGUCAGAGUCUUCUGGUCAGUUUCUUCAGAUGCUCAUGACAUGUCUUUUAGGAAGCAUAAGUUGAUAAUAGGUCUCUCCAUGAUACUGUUCUUUGUCCUCACUUUAACUCUGCGUACAUACCCUUUGCUGUCCAGAAAUGUCUCCAAAAUUUGACCUAAAGGCCAAGAGUUCCGUGGUGAAGUAUCAUCGAUAAUGAGAACAAUAUCACCAGUUUUAAGGUUUUGUUUGCUUUUGUUCCACUUCUGCCUCUUCUGCAUUAGCGGGAGGUACUCUCUAAUCCAGCGUUUCCAGAAAAGGUCGCAAAUAUACUGUACUUGUUUCCAUCUUCUUCCGGAAUAGAUGUCAUCCUUCUGAAAAAUCCCAGGAGGCUAAAUAGGAACACCUUUCAUCUGAAGCAAAUUAUUAGGGGUUAAAGCUUCUGGAUCUUUAGCAUUCUCUGAAACUGCAGUGAUUGGAUGAUUGUUGAGUAUAGCUUCCACUUCACAUAAAGCAGUCUGUAGGCCUUCAUCAUCAAGGGUGUCCUGUCUCAGAACGGAGUAUAGGAUCUUUUUGAGAAUUCGAAUGAUUCGUUCCCAUACACCUCCAUGAUGAGAACCUAAAGGAGGAUUGAAAGUCCACUUCACAUUCUCUCUCAGCAGUACCGUCUGUAUUUUAUCUUGGUUGAUGUCAGCAAGUGCUUCUCUCAAUUCUCACUCUGCCCCGAUGAAGUUGGUUCCAUUAUCCGAAAUUAUCUCCUUGACUUGACCCCUUCUACACGUAAAUCUUCUGAGAGCACAACUACAGGAAUCUGUGUUCAGAGAAUAGGCCACUUCAAGAUGAACAGCUCUUAAAGCAGGUAAAUAUCACUCCAUAUCUUUUGACAUGAGCUCUCCCCCUCUUCACCUCAAUUGGACCAAAGUAAUCGAUUCCAACGUGACUGAAAGGUGGUAAAUCAGGAGUGAUUCGAUUUAGGGGUAAGUCUGACAUCUUUUGUUCACUUGCAGAUCCAUGCCAACAUCUACAGAAAAGGCAAUCUCUGAUGACUUUCCUGGCAGUAGCAUUACCUCUGGUAAUCCAGUAUCUUUUAUGGAGUUUAGCAAGCAGUUGGCUUCUACCACAAUGACCUGACAUAUUGUGAAUAUGGUUCGUUAACAGUCUACACAGAUGACUAUUGUUGGGUAGAAUAGCUCAGUGUUAAUUUU
This is a messenger RNA of Sinocyclocheilus rhinocerous, 4795 nucleotides long. Its product is annotated as serine-rich adhesin for platelets-like. The record is from RefSeq and is a predicted model, not a curated record. The coding region runs from base 164 to 2773 and encodes 869 amino acids. Lineage: Eukaryota; Metazoa; Chordata; Actinopteri; Cypriniformes; Cyprinidae. The transcript has 4 exons.